AUGACCAAUUCUGCCAAAUACGGGGUGAAUGGAAAAUGGCCAUCAACGGUGGCGGUCAGAACCCACUUUCCGUCGCUGGUGCACCGAAAUUACGAGUCCGAGAAAGAAGCGCUGGAGCUCAAGUUCAAGCCUGAGUCUCAUGGACAGAAGCUGGAGCUUUUCUCAGCGGGGUACAUUGACGGCCAUUGUAAGGGAGUUAUGGUACAAGGAGUCUUUGCCCUUUUGGACUACUUGGGUGUGGGACCAGCAGACAUCUCUCACGAUGAAGAGAUGCUGAACCUUGUAGCUUCACUGAAGUACCUCCGUGCAAACUAUACCCAGUUUGCCACCCAAGAGCAAUGCAUCUAUGAAGCUCUUAGUCAGAAGCUUACCAAAUUCACAUGUAAGGGCAGAACGCGCCAGGAAGCAGUCCGCAUGAAGCGCCUGACGAGCAAGGGAACUGCAGUCCGAGAUCUUUUGUUUUCUGCAAUAGCGGAAUACAACCGGCUACAAACCACCAAGACGGUGACACCUGAAGCUACCAUGCUCUGGGCUCAGCGCUCCUGGAAGGACCACUGCAAGAAAGCGCCGGCAGAUGCCAAACUGCAACCGUGGCUGGCUGAGACCCUGACAGGUCUCAACAAUGGGAUGAGGACUGAGAUCAAGGCUGAAGACGAGGACGGUGACAAUGCCGAUGGAGACACAGCUGGAGACGCCGAACCCGAGGGCGAGAUCGAUUCCGAUGAUGAGAACUCCAAGAACAAUGCAAGCGGCGGAGAUGCGUUGCUGCGCGAUUUCAACUACAGGGUUGAAAGCUUCUGCCCUGCGCAGUACUGCGGCGGCAUGAACUUCAUUGCUAAGCUGGUGGAGGGCUUGCAGCCUGGGGCAACGGAGGUUCCGCUUGUCCUCAUUGACGCAAUGGGCUUUGAUGGAUGGCCAGGAAAGAAGAUUGCUUGCGCCACCAUCUGUCACACCAAUGCCGACGCAAGCUUUGUCUCAUCCACCUUGGCUGGAAAAGUGUUCAGCAUGGCGCGCAGCAAUGAGCUGAACAUCGCGGCCUUUCCCAACUUUAGUUCAGCGAUGGCUGAAAUCAAGCAGUUCCAACGGUCGCCGCAGCCAGACUAUCAAGUCUGUGUGUGCCUGGGCGAUGGCAGCCUCAUCGUGAGAGAGUCACUCAUUCAGUUUUGGUCGAAGAAGCACACAAGCUUUUUAGAGCAGCUGACCAACUUGGUGGACGACCACAACAAGGAGUUCAACCCGAAAGGGUUGAAGCGUGGAGCUGAACCCAACAAUGAGGAAACCAAUGAGGAAGUUGCUGAAACACCCAAAAAGCGUCUUCGAUUGACCACGGCCAAGACCUAUGCAGAGUUGGAAGCCGCCUUCCCGGAGAGGACUGACCUCACCUGUGGGCAGUUCACACUCACCCUUUGCGACAGCGAUGCAUCUUUGUGGGUUGGGUCUGGGAAGGCUUUUGAGGUAGAGCCGAACACUGAAGUCUUUGGCUUUGGAUCCGGCGAUUUCUUGAAGGGAAGCCAGUGCAAUGAUGUGACCUCGGAUGUUUCUGCCGAGGGGCGUUGGCUGUUGUUUGCUCUGAGCGACGCGAACGACUUGGUUGUUUUAGAAAAGCAACGAACGCCUCAGACGCAGCACUUGGAAUCCCUUACUUUCUGGAACAAGGUUAUGCCCCUUAAUGAGUUGCUCAAGGUGCUGGAAGACAACGGGGAGGUCAACUACCAGGUUGCGGAACAUGAGCUCACCAAGGAUGCUGCUGGCAAUUUCAGCAUUAAGCCACUAUCAUCUGUGUGCUUUGUACUUGAUGCACUGAAGCCCAAGAAGAAGAAAGCUAAGGUUGCCAGCGCCAUGACAUUUGGAGCAAAAGUCAAUUUUGCUAAGCUUCGGGGGUCCAGCAACAUUCGUAUCAUUUGGAGGCUGAGGCGCUUUACUUGA
Messenger RNA from Durusdinium trenchii, 1926 nucleotides. The record is from the annotation of a GenBank genome assembly. Lineage: Eukaryota; Dinophyceae; Suessiales; Symbiodiniaceae.